AUGUCUGUCUUCUUACCGCUACUGCAGGGCUCGGCGGACGCUGCGCUGCUGCAAGCCCUCGCUCGCAUCGGUCCUAUCGUCCUACCCUCUUCGCAGGCUAACGACACGUCACUGCCGGAACAUGCUGCUCGUCAUGUUCUUCUUGAUCAAGAGUGCACCCUCGACGACGUGACGGCUUUACUCGAUGAGGGCGCGGAAAAGGUCAUCCUGCCCCUCGCCCAGGCACAGGACGCCAUUGGAGUUCUCCCCGCAGAUCGCCUCUUGCUGCUUCUGGACGUAGGGAACGUCAGUGCUGUAUCAGACAAAAUACGCAAUGGUGUAUCAGGCGUGCUCAUCAAAACCCCCUCCUUGGAUGUCGACUUUGUAUCCUCCGUCUCCCGCUUCUUUUCCGGGGCUUCGAUCCAUGUCCUCCCAACUGACAUCAGCAUGCCCCCGUCUCAACCUGUCAUCCGCGCCCUACACGCUGCAGGUGCCUGCCUUGUCCUUCCCACGUCCCUACUUUCCUUGGCUGCCUCGUCCGAGAGUCAAAUCAACGUCGCGGAUGCAUUCCUUUCUAUCGUCAGCUCCGACCGUCCAGACGGUCUCUUCCCCACCAUUAUUUCUUCUUACGUAGAGGGGGGACGAACGCUGGGCCUGGUGUAUUCAUCCGCGGAAUCGGUCAGAGAAAGUAUAGUGACGGGGAAGGGUGUGUAUCAGUCGCGUAAACACGGGUUGUGGCGCAAGGGUGAGACGUCCGGUGCGACGCAGGACGUUGUCAGCAUUCGUCUUGACUGCGAUUCCGAUUCGCUCGAACUUAGCGUAAUUCAGCACGGGGCAGGCUUCUGCCACUUGAACCGCACAUCUUGCUUCGGGGACAGGGAGACAAAGGGCCUAUUCGCCCUUGAGAGGACGCUGCAAUCACGCCUUUUUUCUGCCCCCGAAGGCUCUUACACUCGCCGACUCUUCAGCGAUCCUGAUCUUCUUCGCGCCAAAAUCAUGGAGGAAGCAGACGAACUUUGCCGCGCAGAGACGAAGGAGGAGGUCGCUUUCGAAGCAGCUGACUUGUUCUACUUUGCUCUGACUCGAUGCGUGGCAGCUGGAGUCUCCAUUGCCGACAUCGAGCACUCAUUAGACAAAAAGGCGAAGAAGGUCACCCGCCGUGCAGGCAACGCGAAACCGCAAUGGGCCAAAACUACACAACCUGCACGAAAGGAAUCUGGAUCUGUUCCAAGUCCGCAGAAAGCCCCCAUCGAUCCCAAUGCGCCCAUCGUGAUGCGCUGCUUUGACUUUUCUACGGCCACGACGGACGAACGGGCUGGGCUGCUGCGCCGUCCCGUCCUAAAGUACGAUGAGAUGUUGGCAAAGGUUAAGCCUAUCGUCGAUGACGUGCGGAUACGUGGUGACGUGGCGUUGCUUGAGCUGACGGCCAAAUUUGACAAGGCGCAGCUCACUUCCACCGUGGUGCGCCCACCCUUCACACCCGAGUCGAUGCAGAUCGAUCCUGCUGUACGCGAUGCGAUAGAUGUGGCUUAUGCAAACAUCCACAAGUUCCACGCGGCACAGGCAGAGCAGGCUUCGAUGGUGGUCGAGACGAUGCCUGGCGUUGUUUGUUCGCGAUUCUCGCGCCCGAUAGCGCGUGUCGGACUGUAUGUACCGGGAGGUACCGCUAUCCUCCCUUCGACGGCUCUCAUGCUCGGUAUACCCGCGCAAGUAGCAGGAUGCAAGGAGGUUGUGAUUGCCACACCACCAAGGCAGGAUGGCAGCAUCUCUCCAGAAGUGAUGUACGUCGCUCGUCUCGUGGGAGCGUCUGCCAUCCUCAAGGCUGGCGGUGCACAAGCGGUGGCAGCGCUUGCAUAUGGCACACAGACCGUCCCGAAAGUGGACAAGAUCUUCGGACCAGGAAACCAGUGGGUGACCGCCGCUAAGAUGCUUGUGCAGAACGACACGGAUGCAUUGGUCUCCAUCGACAUGCCUGCCGGACCAUCAGAAGUCCUCGUUGUCGCAGAUCACACAUGCAACCCGGCGUUCGUGGCGGCCGAUUUGCUGUCGCAAGCGGAGCAUGGCGUCGACUCGCAGGUCGUGCUGGUGGCAGUCAAUCUAUCGGACGAGAAGCUUGCGGAGAUCGAGCGGGAGCUUGAUACGCAAGCCCGUGCGCUGCCUCGCGUCCACAUCGUGCGUGAAUCAAUCUCGAAGAGCAACAUUGUGAAGGUGCACUCUGUAGAGGAGGCGAUCAGGUUCAGCAACGACUACGCACCGGAGCACUUGAUUCUCCACCUGGAGAAUGCAAAUGCGGCGGUGCCCCUCGUGGACAACGCUGGCAGUGUCUUUGUUGGCCCUUACUCGCCAGAGAGCUGUGGUGACUAUGCCUCUGGAACUAACCACACUCUGCCAACGAACGGCUAUGCGCGCCAAUUUAGUGGUGUCAAUACGCUGUCGUUCCAAAAGCACAUUACUUCACAAGAAGUCAGUGCCGACGGACUGCGCAACCUGGGUCCAGUCGUUGCGACGCUCGCUGAUUGUGAAGGGUUGGAUGCCCACGCAAACGCAGUCCGGGUCCGUCUGCGGACUCUGUAG
This is a messenger RNA of Laetiporus sulphureus 93-53, 2553 nucleotides long. Its product is annotated as histidine biosynthesis trifunctional-protein. Gene Ontology annotation, cellular component: cytoplasm. Lineage: Eukaryota; Fungi; Basidiomycota; Agaricomycetes; Polyporales; Laetiporaceae. The transcript has 3 exons. Gene Ontology annotation, biological process: L-histidine biosynthetic process. The record is from RefSeq and is a predicted model, not a curated record. Gene Ontology annotation, molecular function: histidinol dehydrogenase activity; phosphoribosyl-ATP diphosphatase activity; NAD binding. The coding region runs from base 1 to 2553 and encodes 850 amino acids.